ACGCGAAUCACGCGAGGUCAGUCCAAAAAUGCAACCUUCGGACCCACAUUAGAUAUGACCAGUGGCUCUCUGCUUCUUCUCCACCACUCCGAUUUCCAUCGAACUCAUUGCCGAACUCGAGACCCAUGUCUUCGUUACUUCGAAAGGUUUGGGGAUCGGUUUCGAACCGCCCGAAUUCGAAUUCGAGCUCGUCUGAUCGGCGGCGAGAGAUGGUGUUGGCUCAAUCGUCCACUGGGGCAUUUGAUCGAAUACCUUUCGACAUAUUGAUUCAAAUCUUGAAACUUCUCGGUCCCAAAGAAGCUGCCAAGCUCAGCUCUGUUUGCAAAUCGUGGAAAUUGAUCGUUGCCCAGAAUCGAUUGUGGAUGUACUUUCUUCAGAAUCAGCAGGAGUCUUGGGACUCGAUCUUCUUUGGCGAAACUCAACUGCGAUUGGGCUAUCCUUUUCAGGCACUGCCUAAUCAAAUUUCUCAGUUGUCAUUCAUGCAUAUCUAUGGUCAGCGAGCACAAGUCCCUGGCGCUAUUAUUAUUGACGUUGGUUUGGGUUACUGCAAGUUUGGAUGGAGCAAAUAUGCUUGUCCAUCUGGCCGGUUUGCAACAUUUGCGGAAUUUGGUAACAUCGAGUCUCCAACAUACACUAGACGUAGACUUUUUUUUGCAACAAUUUACAACAGGAUGCGGGUGAAAACAUCUACGCAUCCAAUUGUUGUGUCCAUUCCAAUUUGUCAUUAUGAUGAUACAGAAUCUGCUAAAGCAUCUAGAAGGCAGCUAAAAGAAACCAUGUACUCAGUUCUGUUUGAUAUGAAUGUCCCUGCUGUUUGUGCUAUCAAUCAGGCAACUUUAGCUUUGUAUGCAGCAAGACGAACUUCAGGAAUUGUUGUUAACAUUGGUUUCCACCAGACCUCUGUUGUUCCAAUUUUACAUGGUCAAGUCAUGCGCAAGGUGGGUGUUGAAGUUGUGGGAAUGGGAGCAUUGAAGCUUACAGGAUUCCUUAAGGAACAAAUGCAGCAGAAAAAUAUACAUUUUGAGUCACUGUACACUGUGCGCACAUUAAAAGAGAACCUAUGUUAUGUUGCUCUUGAUUAUGAUGCUGAACUAUCCAAAGAUACAGAAGGGUCAUUUGAAGUUGCAGCAGAAGGUUGGUUUACUCUUUCGAAAGAACGAUUUCAAACAGGGGAGAUUUUAUUUCAGCCAUGCAUUGCAGGAGUGCGUGCAAUGAGUUUGCAACAGGCAGUAGCACUUUGCAUGGACCAUUGUCAAGCUGCGGAAUUGACAGGCGAUGACAGUUGGUUCAAGACUGUAGUUUUGUCAGGAGGGACAGCAUGUUUACCAGGAUUAGCAGAAAGGUUAGAGAAGGAACUCCGUGGACUUAUUCCCCAAUCCAUGUCCAAUGGAAUAAUAGUGAUUCCUCCUGUUUAUGGUGCCGAUUCUGCAUGGUUUGGGGCAAAGCUUAUCAGCAAUCUGAGCACCUUCCCUGGCCCCUGGUGCAUGGUAAAGAAGCAGUUCCGGUAUAAGUCCAGGCACAGCCUCUUGUGGUGAAAGUGUCCAAACCCAUCUCUGUCCUGGCAAUCUUCGACAAAUUACUUUCAGUUUGCCAAGAAAACAAGCUAUCAAGUUGUAAAAUGCGAGGUGAAAUCACUCUGUUAUUAUCUGAAAUCACCUGAAUCUAUUUAUUCACAAGUAUAAACUGUAAACAUCCUUGAACCAGAAUUUUUGUUGGGCCCUGUAGUUUGAUAUAUCAUAAGUGGCACAAAUAAAACAUGCAUUGUAUAGCAUAGAUUUUUAGGUGAAGUUACUUUCUACAAAACUUCACAUGAAUUAAUAAGUUCAACUUGAUUUGAUAUUGUAAUGGUUUUAAUAGCAGAGCUCUCUCUCCGUCUUUCUCAUUGUAA
This is a messenger RNA of Camellia sinensis, 1888 nucleotides long. RefSeq names its product actin-related protein 8 (gene ARP8). The record is from RefSeq and is a predicted model, not a curated record. NCBI's taxonomy places the organism in Eukaryota, Viridiplantae, Streptophyta, Magnoliopsida, Ericales, Theaceae. Gene Ontology annotation, molecular function: protein binding.